AUGGAAGCUAUUUCUUUGAAGAAUGCGAUUGGUCCAACGGUAGCAAAUUUCAUCAAGAAAAACAUCAUUUGUAGGUUUGGCAUACCUAGACGUAUUCUUUCAGAUAAUAGUGCUCCAUUCAUUAAUGCCAAUGUAAGUGAAUUACUUACCUUUUACGAUGUGGAUCAUGUGAAGUCGACUCCUUACUACUUGAAAGGAAAUGGUCAAGCUAAAGCUACUAACAAGACUUUACUCAAAGUGCUUAGUAGAAUGGUGCAUGAAGAACAAAAAAUGUGGCAUGACGCACUUCUAGUAGCAUUAUGGGCAUAUAAGACUUCCAAGAGUGGACCUACGAAGGCAACUCUUUUUUCACUAGUAUAUGGGACAGAGGUUGUACUACUUGUGAAAAUUCUAGUUCCAUCUACGAGAUUAGUCUUAGACGUUGAACUUGAUAAUGACACUUUAUAA
Molecule: messenger RNA, 447 nt
Organism: Theobroma cacao (cacao)
Lineage: Eukaryota; Viridiplantae; Streptophyta; Magnoliopsida; Malvales; Malvaceae
Source: RefSeq, a predicted model, not a curated record